Trichobilharzia regenti is the source of this 2754-nucleotide messenger RNA. NCBI's taxonomy places the organism in Eukaryota, Metazoa, Platyhelminthes, Trematoda, Strigeidida, Schistosomatidae. The record is from the annotation of a GenBank genome assembly.
CUAUUGAGUAAUGGUGAGAUAUUCAUCCGUUUUUCCAACAUUGCCCUGAAAUUAGGUAAGAGAGUAUUCAACUAGUCAUCAGCUAUUUGAAAGCCGCGCUAUCAGGCUGACCAUGAAGCAUUUGAGAGCGCACUGUACAAAAUACUUCAUCAAGUAGGGGGAUGGCCCCAUGGAGGACGUCAAAAUCUCUUUCCAAGGAUCAACUAAAUCGUUUGCUUGAGCAUAAGUACCACUGUGAAGGAGGAAGUAUAUGCGACAGCAUUUUCAAAGAUUUUUGGUUGAAGUCUUCACUAUAUGUUCCCUCAUACAUCGCUCCGAAUACUCUUACUUUAAUUGGUCUUCUUGCUAACUUAUUUUCGAUUUGUUUACUUCUUAUAUACGGAGCUGGCCCAAUAACUUCGCUACUGUUCGCGGUUUGUGUUUUUAUAUACCAAACCUUAGAUGCGUUAGAUGGUUUACAUGCCCGUCGCACAGGUUCCAGCUCCCAACUAGGAGAAUUAUUUGAUCAUGGGUGUGACGCUAUAUCAACAUGUGUUCUACCGAUUGGUUAUUUUAUCACUUUGGGUUUCAACGAUUGGCCUGUAUUAAUGUUUAUACAAUACUUCUGUAUACAGUGCUUAUUUUAUUUAGCUCAUUGGCGGUGUUACGUCACAGGAAUUCUGUCGUUUGAUCGGGUUGGGGUGACUGAAGGCCUUAUAAUCGGCAUGUUAGCAUCUAUGAUAACAUCAAUGUUUGGAUCUUCUUUUUGGAGUAUUAAAGACCCAAUUUUCAGCAUAGAACUCAGGGUCAUUCAGUUCUUGGCGUUUUCCGCUUUUAUGCUUCUCAUCAUCGUUCAAUUCGGUGGUACAAUUUCAAAAGGUGGUUGUGGUAAAUAUGGAGCGACGAUUGCUAAUACCAGUAUUUUAUUCCCAUUCUGUCCUCUGGCAUUUUCAGUUGGUCUGGCUGUUGUAGUUGCUGUCAAUUCUCCGAUAAAUCUCUAUCAUCAGUCACCCUUUAUUUUUCUUUUAACCUUUGGAUUUAUUGUAGUUAAAGUUUCCCAACGUUUGGUGAUCGCUCAUAUGACAAAGAGUUCUAUUAAUUUAUUUGACACGGUUAUGCUGGGAGCUGCUUUGUUACUCGUAAAUCAGUAUUUUUCAUGUCCCUUCAACGAAUUUGUAAUCCUAUGCUUAGCCAUGAUAUUUGGAUUUGUCAACGUCAUACUAUACGAUGCUGAUAUAUGCGUCCAAUUAGCCGACUUCCUCAAUAUUUACAUAUUUCGUGUGGGUCGACCAGUAAAUACUCGUCAAAAUGCUGCUAAAAAUCCAUCAGUCAAUUCAUCAAUUCACCAUCAUCAGGAUAAUGCCCACAGGCAUUCGAAUCGAGGUAGAAACAAUCCUCAGCAUAAGUGAUUAUUAGUCACUUUUUCUACCUAUUACUUUACCUUUCUUUCAAAUGAGAACCGUAUAUAUAUACCAGGUGACUCAUGUUCUGUAACUCUGUGUUUGUCUUCUGUGUAUAGUGUAAGCGUAUAACUUCGAAUCUCUAUCUUGCCAUCCUCCUCUCAGAUUGUGAUGUAUUCCGUGAAUCAAGUAAAUGUUCUUUACACAUUCUCCGCUGUAUAAAGUUUCACAUAUACCACUACUACUCAAUGUGUACAUUUAUGUGUUUUGUGCGUCUGUGUGUAUCCACGUAAUACUACUACUACCACUACUAUCUCUGUCAGUGUUUAGCCUAUAACUUUCAAGUUUUCUAUAGAAACUGUGAAAUGCAUAAUUCUUUUUUUUGUUUUUUACAAAGAAUAUUCCAUGCAACAUUCAUCACCAUGUUUCGAAUCCUUUUUGUUUAUCCUAUCGUUUAAUAUAUUGUCCUCUUUUUCUUUUUGUGAGUGCGCCGUUUGUACCUAUCGAAUUAGUUCCUUUAAUAUUCUGUUUUUCUCUUAACAUUAAUAUUAUUAUUAUUAAUAAUAUUAGUAAGAAAUAUUCAGUUUAUCAUUAGGAAUUAUUUCCUGUAUUUUUGAAAAAAGCUAUUUUACACAAUCAUGCUGUAUAUCUGUGCGUGUGCGUGUCUGUGUCUGUAUGUGUUCCUGUAUGUGUGUAGAGAGACAUGUGUUAAAAUAAUAAUUUAUUAGUUUGACGACUUGAUGGUAUGCACACCUAUUUAUCUACUUACCUACCUAUCUACCCACCUACCCACUUAUUUAAAUCUAACUGACUAGUCUUUUCUCAAUCUUCCAAUUUUCACAAUGUUCCCUCUUCCAUGUAGACAUUUUUUCCACACCAUGAGUACUCUGUGAAAAGUAUUCGAUAAAGAUGAUGAGAUAACGACAACAACAACUACUCAUAUUGCUGAUCCAUUUACUAAAUAAACCUCCUCUCCACUCCUAACAAGUUAUUAUUAUUAAUACCACAUAUAUACAAGGGACUGACUGUCUCCUUUCUUUUUUUUGUACAACACAGUCUUGUAGUCUAAACACUGAAAGUCGUACGUCGCAUUGUGUUUUAUUUUCUUCUACAUUAUAUAAGCGAAAGGAUGGAUGAAUGAUGUAACUUCCUCUCUAUACCCCCCAUGUUAUACCACUGGAAGGCAAGGCAUGUUGUUGUGUGCAAGAGGAUGAAUAUAUGCUCGCUGGUUUUUCUGUUUUCUAUCUUUUCUUUUUCUCAAUGAAUGGUUUCUUUUGUUUACAAUCAUUUCUUUAUAUUUCAUUUUUCUAUACAAACAAACAAACAAAAAAAUAAAUAAAUAAACAGAUUUUAAUUUUCUUUGAACAUUCUCUAA